CCUUCCUGGUUCUUUUAUUUGCACAGGACUAAUCCUUAUUUCUGGGUCCCAAGAAAUGCCCUUGUGAAGAAACUACUCCUAGGCAAACAGCACCCUUCCUUCCCAAAACAAGCAAAACACAGACAAAACCAUACACAUCAAACCACACACAGUAGGCCAAGCACAAUGCCUGUCCAAUAAUCUAAAACAUAAAGGAAAGGACACACAACCUUACCAUGCAGUGACAGUUUUCUUUCUUACCAGACAGCGACAGUUCUCUCUCUUUUAAAAAUUAUAUUUUUCUUCUUUUCAGUGUUUUUCUCUUUUCCAUCCCAAAUUUAAGACGGUUUGGCUGGGAGGCAAAGCUAACUCUUGGCCUCCACCUGCCCCACCCUCUUCCUUUCCUAAUAAAUUUGGGAGUCCUCCUAGAGGUAUUCUGGAAAAGGAAAAUGGCCGAACGGUUGAAAAUGCCUCCUACAGGUAAAAAUAGAAGGGGCUCGAGGCCUGCAGGGGACCCCUGACUUAAAGUAUUUAUCAACACAGGUGCAGGUAGCAUUGCUGUGAGGAAAAGCAAAUAAAGAGGAUGGACUGGGUGAAAUUGCGUUCCUAUUCCCGGAAGAGGCGGGCUCAACAGAAUGUCCAUUGUGCAUCUCCUAUCCCAGCUGCGGCAGCAUCUGCUGCUGUAGGUAAAAGGAAUGCUAAAGCCAAAGCGAGUCAGCUGCGCCUAGAUCUGCUUUCUGGACCUCGGCAGGAAUCUCAUGUCAGAAGACAAAUUGGAAAUGCCUUUAAAAAAGCAUUGCCCAAAAUUCAAGAAGCCUCUGGGGUGACCCAGAUGGACUGCCUUUCAGUGGAACAAAGCACUGAAUUAAAUGAAAAUGAAAACAGAAGCAUGGAGGUGAAUAAAAGUAUCAAUAAAAUGGGCACUGCUGUAUUAAAGGAUUCUUUGCAUUUAAGCUCUGCAAGUAAAGAGAGUGUGAGAUAUAGUGAAACUACAUCAGGAAUGACUUUACCCACAGGUGUUUCACAUUUUCUGCUGCAGUGUUUGGAUGAAGAGUCUUCUCUGUGCUCUAAUACAGAAUCUAGUGAUGGAGCAAGUACUUAUUCAUCACCUGAGAUAUUCAGAGAUGAAAACACAUUAGAAAAAAGCACUGGUCCAGAAGAAUGCAUUGGGCACAGGAAUUCAACCCUCUUGGAUACCAGCAAAGCCAUCAACAUAGACAAGAUGCCACAUGUGCCAAAUCUUUCACAGAUAUUGGAAACCACUUUAGGAAAAAAAGACCAGAGCAUUACAAGGCUAUCAAAGCAGAAAUCACGUUCUGAAUUGACAGAUGUUUCAGCUGUAGUUGCAGGGAAACAAGUGUGCAAAAUUUUGCCUGCAAAGGAAAAGACACCUGAAUUGCAAUCUUUUGGAGCCUCCUUAUUGCCUCAAAAACAAGCAAAAAAGACUAAAGAUCAGCAACCCAGGAAAAUGAAGUGCACAAAAAGAGUACUGUUUUCCUCAUCCUCAUCCUCUCCUUAUGUAUUGGGUCCAGCCAAAUUUUGUGGAAUCGCAGCUGAAACCUUAGGCUCUGCACAGCCAGGUACUGGCAUGUUGGACUCUUCAUCAGUGCAUAAAGUCUCACUCGGUGAAGCUUCCUUGCCAAGCACAAGUCCUUCAAAUGUAAAUUCAAAAGAAGUCAUUCCUGCCUCCCUGUCUCCAGAAAGUGUUAUUCAUCAGUGUCUACGUAACCCUCCAGAAAUCUGCUGUAUCAUUAAAGCUUCACCAGGAUCUAGACCACUGAAAGUUCUCCAACACCCACUGAAAAGAAAAAGAGUGUUUCCCCCACCAGGAGCAACUGAAGAUAUUAUUACCAGUUCAAAAUACUAGAUCUACAGGAGCAAUAG
This is a messenger RNA of Podarcis raffonei (Aeolian wall lizard), 1863 nucleotides long. It is a transcript of the gene MEIKIN, whose product is annotated as meiotic kinetochore factor. Bases 563 to 1846 code for a protein of 427 amino acids. The transcript has 14 exons. The record is from RefSeq and is a predicted model, not a curated record. Gene Ontology annotation, cellular component: kinetochore. NCBI's taxonomy places the organism in Eukaryota, Metazoa, Chordata, Lepidosauria, Squamata, Lacertidae. Gene Ontology annotation, biological process: homologous chromosome segregation; female meiosis chromosome segregation; meiosis I sister chromatid cohesion.